Molecule: messenger RNA, 4431 nt
Organism: Mauremys reevesii (Reeves's turtle)
Lineage: Eukaryota; Metazoa; Chordata; Testudines; Geoemydidae
Gene: MAGI3
Product: membrane associated guanylate kinase, WW and PDZ domain containing 3
Biological process (GO): signal transduction
Cellular component (GO): cytoplasm
Molecular function (GO): protein binding
Source: RefSeq, a predicted model, not a curated record
AUGUCGAAGACGCUGCGGAAGAAGCGGCACUGGCUGAGCAAGGUGCAGGAGUGCGCCGUGUCCUGGCCGCCGCCGCCCGGCGGGGCGCCCGACCCGGACCUGCUGCGGGGCGGCGCCGAGCUCGGCGAGGUCCCCUACCUGGGGGGCCGCCUGCUGCUGGGCGAGCUGGGCGGGCCCGGCCCGGUGCUGCUCUCCGGCAAGCCCCCCAGCCCCGGGGACGUGCUGCUGGAGGUGAACGGCACCCCCGUGAGCGGCCUCACUCACCGCGACACCCUGGCCGUCAUCCGCCACUUCAGGGAGCCCGUGCGCCUCAAGACCGUCCGCCCAGGAAAAGUGAUCAACAAAGACUUGCGUCACUACCUGAGUCUUCAGUUCCAGAAAGGCUCAGUAGACCAUAAACUCCAACAGGUGAUCAGAGACAAUCUUUACCUGAGAACCAUCCCAUGCACUACAAGGGCUCCCAGGGAUGGGGAGGUCCCAGGGGUGGACUAUAAUUUCAUUCCUGUUGAACAGUUUAAAGCAUUGGAAGAAAGUGGAGCCUUGCUAGAAAGUGGAACAUAUGAUGGUAAUUUCUAUGGUACCCCAAAGCCUCCAGCAGAGCCCAGUCCCUUUCAGCCAGACCCAGUGGAUCAAGUUCUUUUUGACAAUGAUUUUGAUGCAGAAUCCCAGAGAAAAAGAACCACGUCGGUCAGCAAGAUGCAAAGAAUGGAUAGCUCUCUUCCUGAGGAGGAAGAGGAGGAAGAAAAGGAAGCAGUUAAUGGCAGUGGAGGUGCAGAAAACAGAGAGAGACAUUCAGAUUCUUCUGACUGGAUGAAGCCUGUUCCUAGUUACAACCAGACAAGCAGCUCCAUGGAUUUCAGAAAUUACUUGUCAAGGGAUGAGAGCCUAGAGCCUCUACCCAAGAACUGGGAGAUGGCCUACACAGACACAGGCAUGGUCUACUUCAUAGAUCACAACACCAAGACGACCACUUGGCUUGAUCCUCGACUCUGUAAGAAAGCCAAAGCUCCUGAAGACUGUGAGGAUGGAGAACUUCCUUAUGGCUGGGAGAAAAUAGAAGACCCUCAAUAUGGAACAUACUAUGUCGAUCACAUUAACCAGAAAACCCAGUUUGAAAAUCCAGUAUUGGAAGCCAAGAGAAAAAAACAGCUAGGCCAGACUGAUGUUGGCCCUUCAAAACGAGAAUCAGAGAAGUCACUCUUCACCAGAGAUCCAGCCCAACUUACAGGAGCCCUUAUACGGACAUCAUUGAAGAAAAGCACUAUGGGAUUUGGUUUCACAAUCAUCGGUGGAGACAGACCGGAUGAGUUCCUCCAGGUGAAGAAUGUGUUGAAAGAUGGACCUGCUGCGCAGGAUGGGAAAAUUGCGCCAGGUGAUGUCAUUGUAGACAUAAAUGGCAGCUGUGUCCUUGGCCAUACCCAUGCAGAUGUUGUGCAGAUGUUUCAGCUAGUUCCUGUCAGCCAGUAUGUGAAUAUGACUUUGUGUCGUGGUUACCCGCUUCCUGAUGACAACGAAGAUCCUGCUGUAGACAUGGUUACAGCUACACCCAUCAUCAAUGGCCAGCCAAUGACCAAGGGAGAUAUCUGCAUAACCAGCCAAGAUUUAAUACCUGGAACAGUCAUUUUAGACCAAAAUGGGAAACCGGGUCACAUUUUGGUCAAUGGUCGCCUGAACAGCCCUUCCAUGGACCCAAGUGAACAGAGGAUCUCCCUAUCUUCUCCAGGAGGCUCCCAGCCAGAACUAAUCACUAUUCCUCUGGUCAAGGGCCCUAAAGGAUUUGGGUUUGCAAUUGCAGACAGCCCUACAGGGCAGAAAGUGAAGAUGAUUUUAGACAGCCAGUGGUGCCACGGCCUUCAGAAGGGAGAUGUAAUCCAAGAGAUUUACCAUCAGAACGUACAGAACUUGACACAUCUGCAGGUGGUGGAGGUGCUGAAGCAGUUUCCAGUGGGAGCCGAGGUCCCGCUGCUUAUCUUAAGGGGAGGUCCCCCCUCACCUGCUAAAACUGCCAAAGUGAAAGCAGAUAAGCAGGAGAAUUCAGGAAGCUUAGAGGCGAUCAGUGAUUCCACUCCACAGCUUAUGCCAUUCCCACCUGCUGCUGUGAGGUCAGGUUCUCCAAAACUAGACCCUUCAGAAGUCUAUCUGAAGUCUAAGACAAUAUUUGAAGACAAGCCUCCAAACACAAAGGAGUUGGAUGUUUUCCUGCGAAAACAGGAGUCUGGGUUUGGCUUCCGUGUGCUCGGAGGGGAUGGACCAGACCAGUCAAUAUAUAUUGGGGCCAUCAUCCCACUGGGAGCAGCAGAGAAAGACGGCCGACUCCGAGCUGCUGAUGAGCUGAUGUGCAUUGAUGGAAUCUCUGUCAAAGGGAAAUCACACAAACAGGUCCUGGACUUAAUGACCGGUGCUGCGCGGAAUGGCCAGGUGCUGCUCACUGUCCGGAGGAAGAUCUUCUUUGGCGGCGAGAAACAGCCAGAAGAGGAGGAGUCGCAGCUGCCCAUUUCCACUCAAAAUGGAUCUCCCCGGCUGAACCGGGUAGAGGUCACAAGCAGACAGCCCCCAGAAGCCUAUGAUGUCCGGCUACAGCGGAAAGAGAAUGAAGGAUUUGGCUUUGUCAUCCUCACCUCAAAAAACAAACCUCCUCCUGGCGUGAUUCCCCACAAGAUCGGGCGUGUUAUUGAAGGAAGCCCAGCCGAUCACUGUGGGAAGCUGAAAGUGGGAGACCGUAUCUCAGCCGUGAAUGGGCAGUCAAUCGUAGAGCUGUCCCAUGACAGUAUAGUGCAGCUGAUUAAAGAUGCAGGUCACGUGGUCACCCUGACUGUCGUUGCUGAGGAAGAGCACCGUGGCCCCCCUUCAGGAACCAACUCUGCCAGACAAAGUCCAGCCCCACAGCACAGACCUAUGGGAACAACACAAGCCAACUCUGCAACAGCAGACAGAGGAGUCACAGAAGAUGAAGCUGGAAGAGAACUUUCCAACAGUUACAGGCUUCCCUGGCCUGAGCACAAGCACUUGCCCCAGCCCGAUGGUGGCGUUCUCUCCAUUGUAGGCAGCCGUCCUUCUCAGAGUCUUGGCUGUUCUCCAGUAGAACUGGAACGAGGCCCUCGGGGUUUUGGAUUCAGUCUUCGCGGAGGAAAGGAGUAUAACAUGGGCUUAUUCAUCCUUCGACUUGCUGAGGAUGGGCCUGCUAUCAAGGAUGGAAGAAUUCACGUUGGUGACCAGAUUGUUGAAAUCAAUGGCGAACCUACCCAAGGUAUCACUCAUACACGAGCCAUUGAGCUGAUUCAAGCAGGAGGAAAUAAAGUUGUUCUUCUUCUGAGACCAGGGACUGGCUUGAUACCAGAUCAUGGUGAUCAAGAUAGUUUUAAUCCAUCAUCCUCAAAUAUAAUAUAUGAUGAACAGUCACCAUUACCCCCCUCUUCGGUAUGUGAUUUACCAGUACUGGAAGAAGCUUUAGCAAAUGUUCACAUAUCUGAGAAACUGGAAGAAGCUAAGAACACUGUGCCUGACAAGAAAAGCACUUUAACUGAAAACCAGACUGAGCUGAAGGAUCGGUCUCCUAUCCAGAAGCAUAUGAAGAGAUGGGACCCGCUUACCAGUUUAGGGUAUAAGCUGUCAAAAAAUAAUUUAGAAUUAGUAACUGAUGACAUCAUUAGGAGAGACAGAUCUGAGAGUCCAAAAAGAUUGGGCACAUCUGCGGAAUCGCAGCAAGUGGGGCUCCACAGUCCAAGGAAAGGUGAGAGACAAAACACACACAGCAGUCUCUCAGACCAGUCCGAGCAUCCCAGGAGAGGGGAGAAUACACACUCAGAAAUCCAUUUAAAAGAAACUUUGAGAGGAAACCAAGGCAGAUCUGUCAGUCCCCAAAAGCAUCCCAAAAAAGAAGAAAGUGGGGACAAAUCAGACAAGUUACUAGAGACUCAAGAUGAAAUAGCUGGUGGUGGUGAUAUUGAGACUAUUGAGCUGUUCAAAGAUGGAAAUGAAAAAUCAGGAGUAACACAGCAAGACACAAAGCAGAACAUUGCUGGAAAGAAUAAGAAGUGGCCUCAAGAGAGAAAAAAAACAAAAGUGGAUGAAAAGACUCUUCCACUAAAUAAGACGAAUGAGCCUAGGAGAAAAGUAGAUGAAGAUGAAAAAAUAAAGAAAGCCAGUGCUGGAGAGCCAAGUUCUAGCAACUUCAAAACUGCAAGUCUUUCUGAUGUUUCACAGCUUUCCAAGGGAAAAAAAAGUAGGCUUGAAACACAAGAUCCAGUUAUUCUGAACAAAGACGACACAGAAAAAGACUUGGAGCCAACUGAUGAAACCAAAGAUGAUGGAAUUUCAAAAACUGAAUGCAGCUCUCCAGUCAAGAAAGCACCAAUAACUCCUGGACCUUGGAAGGUACCAAGUGCAAGUAAAGUCACAAAAGCAACAGGUGUCACUGAAAAACGGGUUUGA